CUAACCUGUAAAGGUGAAGCACUAGACUUGGUUUUGGUGCAUAAGCCUAGUGAUGAGUGAUUGAUGAUUAAGCCACAUUGUGUUAUGGUAGAGCCACAUACACAGCAAGAGUGAUUUAGGGACCUUAUGUUAUAUUUUCCAUUCAGGCUGCUUUAGAUUUUUUGUCUCAGAGUUAAAUCAAUGAUGGCACGUGGCUGAGUAAUAGUAAUCUGGAAUGUGGUUGAUUAUCGCGAGUAUAUUCCAAUAGUUAAUUCAAGCGUUGUUUACUGCAAAGGCAAAGGGGCAACGCAAAGUAACUAUGUUAAGUGGUUGGCUAACAGUUGGGAUAUGGGUCCAAUACUUCAAAUUGACGAUUAAUGGGUGGCCUCUUGCGCUGCUCUAGACUUGCUUUUAUUUUGUACCCAAUGAGAUACUUAGUGGGUGCAGAUUUGAUUUCCUUAGAUGCUUGUCCAUUUAAAUGUUUGUUGCUAUCAUCUAGAUGGGGUUUCAAUAGUGCUAGCUAACUAAAUCUAAAACCCAACUUAUUUGUAAGACAUGAAUCUUUAUAGUUUCUAACUACAAUUUAUUCUCAAUAUAAUAUCAGAAGGCACAAAUUUACCCGAUAUAUCUUCCAAUCAUGUAAUGGGUAAACAAAGGAAAAUAAUAUUUCUAAAUGUUUCAAUCAGUUAACUUAUCAUAGCAAUUGCAGUGGUUCCAGAUGUGGUUUUGGGCUCCUGUCAGGGGUCUAACCAAUUUAGAUCUGGCUUCAGCAUGUAACAAUUGAUGUUAUAGAAGAAUGGCACAUUAAUCAGUGAACAGAACCGUUUGAAUAAUAAGCUUUAGACUAGGUCAGAAAUUCCAAUGGUGUUUGAUCAUUGGUGUCGAGAUAUUGUUUUGCUGGAAGGUUUAAUUUUCUUUUCAUGAUCUGGGUUUUCUGUUAAUGUUUAUUUCUUGUUCAAGUGCCUGCUAUUAGUUUUUGGUAAAAAGUUGGAAUGGAAUUUCCUUCUUGACAUGCAUGACUUUCUCUAUUUUUCAUUUCUGGUCCUGAAUAAACCUUCAACUAUCCAUUAUUCUCUUAAGCUGGGAAUUUGUUUUUGUAUUAGGUGUGGAUGGCAAGGCUGUUUUUGUGAAACUUCUUCUUAUUUGAUUCCAAUGUGUUUGAUAAAGUUGGAUUAAAAUAAGUUGACAUUUUCUAAAUUUUGUCUAGGUAUCUGAUAAUUUGCUUCACGAUGCUAGUAGCAAUGUAGAGACUCUAAUUUUCUGCUCACAGACUCUCAGAAGUAAGAACUUAUUGAAAACAUUUCACAAGGGCCCACCAAAAGUUAGAACGCAGAUUAGCCUUGCUGUUGCUGCAUUGGCUGUCCAAGUCCCUGCUGAAGAUUGGGGAGAUGGUGGCAUAAUGAAUUGGCUCAGAGAUGAGAUGAAUGCACAUCCUGAUAUUGUACCAAGUUUUCUCGAGCUUCUUAGAGUCUUACCAGAGGAAAUCUUCAAUUACAAGAUAGCUGCUCGUCCAGACAGACGACGCAAAUUUGAAAAUGAACUUGCCUCUACAAUGGAUGUUGCUCUUGGCAUUUUGACUGCAUGCUUAAACAUCCCAGAACUGAAAGAGCAGGCUCUGGAUGCUUUUUCAUCUUGGCUUCGACUAAGACAUAGGCUUCCUGCAUCUGUGCUUGCUACACACCCAUUGGUGCUAACAGCUCUCUCUAGCUUAACGUCUGAUGAGCUUUCAGAGGCAGCCGUGGAUGUAAUUUCUGAAUUGAUACAUUACACGUCUGCAAGAAACUUGGAGGGAUUUUCAGUUCAAAUGCCUUUAAUUCAAGCUAUUGUGCCACAAGUUAUGAAUCUAAAGCCACAACUUAGAGAUUCUUCGAAGGAUGAGGAAGAUGUUAAGGCCAUUGCAAGACUAUUUGCUGAUAUGGGUGAUUCCUAUGUUGAAUUGAUUGCAACUGGUUCAGAUGAAUCGAUGUUGAUUGUUCAUGCACUACUGGAAGUUGCUGCACAUCCAGAAUAUGAUAUUGCUUCCAUGACAUUUAACUUCUGGCACAAUCUUCAGAUUUGCUUGAUCGAGAGAGAAUCCUAUGUAUCGCUUGGUAAUGAAUCAUUAAUUGAUGUGGAGAGAAAUAGGCGGGUGCAGGUUUUCCGUUCAUCAUAUGAAUCACUUGUAUCCUUGGUCAGUUGCAAAGUUCAAUAUCCUCAGGAUUACUCAGAACUUUCAAAAGAGGAUCAGAAAGAUUUCAAACAGACAAGAUAUGCUGUCGCGGAUGUCUUAAUUGAUGCGGCAUUAGUUUUAGGAGGUGAACCAACACUUAAGAUUCUGUACGUGAAGCUUGUUGAGGCUCUAAGUGGGCACCAAAAUGGUGAUAUGAUGGAUUGGCGACCUUCAGAGGCUGCACUAUAUUGCAUCAGGGCCAUAUCAGAUCUUGUUCCCUUAACCGAAGCAGAAGUUAUGCCCCAGAUUAUGUCAUUGCUUCCGAAACUUCCUCAUCAAUCACUAUUACUUCAGACAGUAUGCUUGACUGUAGGAGCUUAUUCUAAAUGGCUUGAUGCUGCACAAAGUGGACUCUCUUUUCUGCCUUCAGUCAUUGAUAUUCUUAUUAGUGGAAUGAGUAUGUCUGAAGAUUCUGCAGCAGCUGCUGCCUUGGCUUUCAGACACAUCUGUGAUGACUGUGGGAAAAAGCUCCGUGGAUCUCUAGAUGGUCUUUUCCAAAUAUACCAAAGGGCAAUGACUGGGGAAGGUUCUUUUAAAGUUGCGGCUCAAGAUUCUUUGCAUCUUGUUGAAGCCUUAAGUAUAGUUAUCACUGAGCUUCCUCCAGACCAGGCUAAGAAAGCCCUCGAGGCACUUUGCAUACCUGCUGUUGCACCUUUACAGGAAGUGAUUAAUCAAGGUCCUUUGGUAUUGGGUCAAAAACCUGCUCGUGAAAUCACUGUUCAUAUUGAUCGACUUGCAAAUAUAUUUAGGUAUGUAAAUAAUCCAGAAGCUGUUGCUGAUGCAAUUCAAAGACUUUGGCCACUUUUCAAAGCCAUCUUUGAUACCCGUGCUUGGGAUAUGCGGACAAUGGAAUCACUCUGCCGAGCCUGUAAACAUGCUGUGAGAACAUCUAAAAGGUUCAUGGGAGUUACAAUUGGAGCUAUGCUUGAGGAGAUACAAGGGUUAUAUAAACAACACCACCAACCAUGUUUCUUAUAUCUCUCUAGUGAGGUUAUGAAGAUAUUUGGGUCUGAUCCUUCUUGUGCGGAUUACUUAAAAGUGUUGAUCGAAUCUCUAUUUAGCAAUACAGCGUGUUUGCUUACAAAAAUUCAGGACUUCACUUCCAGGCCAGAUAUAGCAGAUGAUUGUUUUUUGUUGGCGUCAAGAUGCAUUCGCUAUUGCCCGCAUUUGCUUUUCCCAUCUCCAGUAUUCCCAUCAUUGGUUGAAUGCUCCAUGAUAGGAAUCACAGUGCAGCACAGGGAAGCGUCAAAUUCUAUCCUAAGUUUCUUAUCCGAUAUAUUUGAUCUGGGAAGAUCUAGUCAGGGACAGCAAUUCAUUUCUAUCAGGGAUAGUGUUAUUGUCCCUCGAGGUGCCAGCAUUACUAGAAUCUUGGUUGCUGCUUCAACCGGGGCUCUCCCAAGUUCAAGAUUAGAAACGGUGGCAUAUGCUCUGCUAGCACUAUCACGAGCAUAUGGAGCAAACGCUCUAGAAUGGGCUAAGGAGAGCGUGUCUUUAAUUCCAGUUUCUGCUGCCACAGACAUGGAAAAAUCAAGAUUUUUACAGGCAUUGUCAGAUGCAGCAUCCGGUGCAGAUAUCAAAGGAUUAACAGUUCCAAUCGAAGAGCUGUCAGAGGUUUGCCGACGCAAUCGCACGGUCCAAGAGAUCGUUCAAGAAGCUUUGAGGCCACUUGAGUUGAAUCUGGUCUAUGUAUCAUAGUAUAAUAUCAUGGGAAAGGCCAUUUUUUGUGCCUGAUCUUGGUUUGAUUACUUCAAUUUUUAAGGGUUUAUAGGGAUGGUGGGUGGUGUGGUGUAUAAUUGUUGUAAUUUGUGAUUAAGAUUUGCAGGAAAAGCUGUGUUGGAAUUGUUUUCCCUAAAAUUUUGGUUGAGGCUGUAUUACUUUCAAUUUUCUUAUGUAUUCCAUCCCUUUUGAGAUUUAUGAAAAUGAA
Molecule: messenger RNA, 4112 nt
Organism: Cynara cardunculus var. scolymus (artichoke)
Lineage: Eukaryota; Viridiplantae; Streptophyta; Magnoliopsida; Asterales; Asteraceae
Product: transportin MOS14
Exons: 25
Coding region: 1379-3883 (834 amino acids)
Biological process (GO): protein import into nucleus
Cellular component (GO): cytoplasm; nuclear membrane
Molecular function (GO): small GTPase binding
Source: RefSeq, a predicted model, not a curated record